AUGGAGGAUCGCAGCGGGCAAGUGCUGGCCGUGGCGGUCCUCUUCUUCAUAUUAUGUUGGAUCGCCGUCGGCCUGCGUAUAUACUGCCGUGGCUGGAUUACACGCUCUCUCGGCACCGAUGACAGGAUAAUGAUUGCUCUUAUGCUCACCUUCACCAUCUACCUCAUCACUCAGAUUCAAGGAGUUCGAUACGGUACCGGCCGACAUAGAGUUGAUCUCACCCCGCAACAAAAUCGCGACGCUCUCAUGUACUGGUACAUUUGCGAACUACUCUACAUUAUAUCAACCUGCCUCCUCAAAAUCUCUGUCGGUUACUUCCUCAUCCGCGUUUCUAUCCGCCGCAGCCACAUUUGGAUCCUCCGCAUUCUUAUGCUCGGCACCGUACUUUUCGGCUCGACGUACUUCUUCAUGGUCAUGCUUCAGUGCCGGCCAAUUCCAACGUUUUGGGAGGAAUCACCACGGACACAGGGAAAGUGCUUCAGCAACCGUGUGGUUGUCAUCAUGACAUUCACGGCCUCGAUUAUCAACUGUCUCGCCGACUGGGCGUUUGGGAUUCUUCCCUUGUUCAUCGUCUGGUCGCUCUCCCUCCCCAAGCGCACCCGACUCCUCGCAUUUGGCAUUCUUUCUUUUGCUGCCAUCGGGUCUGCCGCAACCGUGGCGAGAUCCGUAUACAUACCGACUCUCCUUAAUGGCGACGACUUCCUAUGGGCGACUACCGACGUGGCUUUGUGGAGCACCGUCGAGCCUGGCAUUGGGAUUACUGCCGCGUCGAUUGCCACCCUCCGCCCUCUGUGGCAACUCAUCUGGUACCGCGCGGGUGUGCGGUCCCAAGCGCCUCGUGCGAUAGCAUGGCGAGAACGCUUCAAGGGGCAACCGAGCUAUGUUCGCAGCGAUGGCUCUGACCCUCGUCACCCACGACACCCUGUCCCAGAUGACGCACCCCUUGAAGAGAUUGAGGCUGAUAUUCGGGCCGAGUUUGAGGCGGAGGUGCCUCGCAUAGCUCAGUCCCAGGAUGGGUACAGCUCAUCGGCACCGACAAGACGGAGCGGCCUUAGCAAGGACUUUAACAUCUCAUAUGGGAGAGAUAGACACGACGAAGACGUGGAGUCUUUGGUUAUUCCCCGCAACGACGGCGAUGGUGGCCAAUGGCUCUACCCAUCACCCAGUGAAGAGGGAGACCAGGCGAUUGAGCUCGAAGACAGCGUCCACUUGCCACCGAGAGUGAGAUCACCCGCGCCGACUGUGAACUGGUGUUCACCACGCAUGUCGGCCAUAUCCAUGGGUUUCGGCUCCUUCAACCGCGACAACCGUGACUCGACACACUCUGCCCUCACCUUGGGCGUCGCCAACCACGAUGGCGGAAACCCCGCGAGUAACCGAGCGAGCAGGCUAAGCAACGUCAGCAACAUCAAGGACGAUGACCGGACGCCCAGACUGAGCGCCCUCAACAGUCCAAGUCAUUACAGAGACAGCAGGAUGACCAUGGAAACAUAUACGAACACGAAUCCGCGCCAUAGCAGGUUCGACAACCGAUACAGCCGGACGACGAGAGCCAGCAGUCACUACACGCGCGGCUCGCAGUUCCUGGUGCCGCCCUCCCCCGGGGACUUCCCCCUGCCCAGCCCACCUACCAAUGCGUGGCAGGUCAACGUACCCGGGGGAAUGAACUCUGCGCAGUGGCUCUCUUCUAGGAUGGCGGAGCACCCCGGUCAUCCGGGUAAUAAACGAUAG
Messenger RNA from Colletotrichum orchidophilum, 1731 nucleotides. RefSeq lists its product as uncharacterized. NCBI's taxonomy places the organism in Eukaryota, Fungi, Ascomycota, Sordariomycetes, Glomerellales, Glomerellaceae. The coding region runs from base 1 to 1731 and encodes 576 amino acids. The transcript has 4 exons. The record is from RefSeq and is a predicted model, not a curated record.